This is a messenger RNA of Eubalaena glacialis (North Atlantic right whale), 2748 nucleotides long. It is a transcript of the gene FUT4, whose product is annotated as fucosyltransferase 4. Gene Ontology annotation, molecular function: alpha-(1->3)-fucosyltransferase activity. Lineage: Eukaryota; Metazoa; Chordata; Mammalia; Artiodactyla; Balaenidae. The coding region runs from base 668 to 1861 and encodes 397 amino acids. The transcript has a single exon. Gene Ontology annotation, cellular component: membrane. The record is from RefSeq and is a predicted model, not a curated record.
UGGGGCGAGAGGAAGGAAGAGGAUCUUCGAUCCCGCCCGGAGGCUCGGCACCCCUUGGCCGCCUUCCUCCCGCGCCCGCCUGCGCUCUCGCCGCCGCGGCUUCUGGAGGGUCUCGCGCCACCUGCCGGCGCCCAGGGAUGAACCGGGCCCUCACUCUGGAAGGCAAGGAUCUGGGCGGCCGCGAUUGAGGGCUCGGGUGCAGCUGGGAGGGAAUCCGCGGCAGGCGAGAAAGCCAGCGCCAGGCCAAGACGUGGGGUGCGCGGAGAGGUCCGGGAUCACGGCGACGGCAUCCGGAGUCGCGGGCGGGGCGCUGCCGGGGAGUCCGGGAACCCUGGAGGGGCCGGGGAGUGGGCGGAGGUGCCGCAGGAGGCGCCCGGGGCUUGGCCGGGCUGGUCUGGUCGGGCGCGCGGUGGAGGGGAGGGACGGGGCUGCGCUGGGCUGGGCCGCCGGGUCCGCUUCCCUCGCCCUGGACCCUCGCCGGGCGGCGAGUAGUGGGGAAGGGAGCAAGACCUGCGGGCCUUUAGAUCCUGGGACCGCCCUUUCCCGCUCCAGGUCGGGCGGCGAGCAGCAAGGAAGGCUGGACCCUCAGUGGCAGCAUGAGAGCGGGCGGCGCCGCUCCGGGCUUGCGGCCGCGCGCCGGGCGGCCGCGGCUCUGCCGGCGCUCGCCAUGGGCGCGCGGUGGGGCCGGCGGCGCACUCGGCGUGGAGGCCUGAGGCUGUCCGAGGCCCAGUUGGCGCUGAUGGCCGCCAGCCUGGUGUGCAGCGCCGUGGUCGUCUAUGUUUGCUGGAAGCAGCUGCCGCCGCUGCCCUGGGCCUCCUCCGUCCCGCCGCGGCGUGUGAGCGUGCUGCUGUGGUGGGAGCCCUUCGGGGGCCGGCACAGAGCCAAAAGGCCGCCCCCUGAUUGCCGGCUGCGCUUCAACAUCAGCGGCUGCCGCCUGCUCACUGAUCGCGCGGCCUACGGGGAGGCCCAGGCGGUGCUUUUCCACCACCGAGACUUGGUGAAGGGACCCCCGGACUGGCCCCCGCCCUGGGGCGUCCACGUGCGCCCGGCGGAGGAGCAGCAGGUGCUGAUCGACGACGAGGAGGAAGCCGCGGAGGCCUUAGUCCUGGCUGCCUCGGGCCCCAGGCCCCCGGGCCAGCGCUGGGUGUGGAUGAACUUCGAGUCACCCACCCACUCCCCGGGGCUGCAGAGCCUGGCACGUAACCUCUUCAACUGGACGCUCUCCUACCGGGCCGACUCGGACAUCUUCGUGCCUUACGGCUACCUCUACCCCAGGACCCAUCCCAGCGAGCAGCCGGCGGGUCUGGUCCCGCCGCUGGCCCGGAAACAAGGGCUGGUGGCCUGGGUGGUGAGCAACUGGGACGAGCGCCAGGCGCGGGUCCGCUACUACCGCCAGCUGAGCCAGUACUUGACCGUGGACCUCUUCGGCAAGGGCGGGCCCGGGCAGCCGCUGCCUGACGUCGGGCUCCUGCACACAGUGGCCCGCUACAAGUUCUACCUGGCCUUCGAGAACUCGCAGCACCUGGAUUAUAUCACGGAGAAGCUGUGGCGCAACGCCUUCCUGGCUGGGGCGGUGCCGGUGGUGCUGGGCCCAGACCGUGCCAAUUACGAGCGCUUCGUGCCCCGCCGUGCCUUCAUCCACGUGGACGACUUCCCUGAUGCCUCCUCCCUGGCGGCCCACCUGCAAUUCCUCGAUCGAAACCCAGCUGCCUACCGCGGAUACUUUAGCUGGCGUCGGAGCUAUGCCGUGCACGUCACCUCCUUCUGGGAUGAGCCUUGGUGCCGGGCCUGCCAGGCUGUGCAGAUGGCUGGGGACCAGCCCAAGAGCGUCCCUAACUUGGCUGGCUGGUUUCAGCGGUGAAGCCACCCUCCCCUGGCUGUAACCCAGGGAGGCCAAGUCGUCGGCUUUUGGAUACUCCGGAUCCUCCGGAUCCUCCGCUGUGCAUCUCCUUAACUGCCGAAUCACGGGACUGUAUUUUCCAAACACCCGUUUUUAAUCUAUUCCCAUAGAUUAAAGUUGAUUUACCAAGUAAUAUUAUUCAGCACAAAGACUGGGUGGGAAGGGUCCUGGGUGCUCAUGGUUUUUGGACAACUAGCAGUUGGGCUUCCUUUGCUCUCCAAGGGCAUCUGAGCUCUGGGGUGAAGAUGGGGGCCCUUCCUCCCCUUGUAACCAGUGCAAAGGUGAAGAAACAGCUUACCUACAAGAAACAAUUGUCAGUGGCUCUGAAUUUCCUCAUCUGCCACAGGCCAUAUUUGUGGCCUGUGCUGAGUCCGAAUCUCACACAGUGCUCCUUCACUCAUGUGACUGGGCCAAAUGCACAAACCCCUGGUUUCAGAUAGAGCCUUGUUGCGAGAUAGUGAAAGGACUGUGGCCACAAGUGGGUCUUUCUCUUUGUGCCUGGAUUUCUCAAAGCGUCAUCUCCUAAGAAAGGUGAGGAGGGUGGUCCAAGAAUCCAUUGACUUCCUUAACAAGUGCUGUUGUUUGUUCCCUUGCUCUGUGAAUGGAAACAAGAUGCUGGAUUGUCCUUGGAGAAGAGUUAGGAUGAAUAUUUGGUGUACCUCACUUUACACAAAUGUAUUCUUGAAAAGCCGCUUUUAAAUCAAAUUCACUGUUUUAGAAGAGCGCAAUAUUUAAUGGAACCCUAUGGAGAAUCCCUUUAUAAUGUGAAUAAUCAUCUCCUAACUGAUUUUUUCUGUGUCUAUGUUUUUCUAUAACCUGGAUCUUUUAAAAAGCAUAUUAAAAUUACA